Messenger RNA from Humulus lupulus (European hop), 2861 nucleotides. RefSeq names its product kinesin-like protein KIN-14N. Gene Ontology annotation, molecular function: microtubule binding; ATP binding; microtubule motor activity. The coding region runs from base 292 to 2571 and encodes 759 amino acids. Gene Ontology annotation, biological process: microtubule-based movement. The transcript has 16 exons. Lineage: Eukaryota; Viridiplantae; Streptophyta; Magnoliopsida; Rosales; Cannabaceae. The record is from RefSeq and is a predicted model, not a curated record.
CUUUGUACUAGCUCUGUCUCUUCUCUUCUUCAAAUGGCUUCCAAUUAACAUCACUAGCCUCCAUUUUUACCAACAAGUACAACAGCUUCAACCCCAUCAACUAUUCUCAUUUCUCAACUGGGGUUUGUUCAUCUUCUUCUCAACUUUACUGGGUACCUUCUAAGUUUCUCAUUUGGGGUCUCAUUUCUGUGAUUUUUUUAGUUAACUCUGUUCUUCUCUUACUUGGGUUUUUGGUGAUGAAGUGAGUUUCAAAAGGAAAAAAAAGAAGAUUUGGAAAGUGCGACCAUAAAAAUGGUUGGUACAGCCACUAAUGGGAGAGGCCGGCACUCGUUUCCGUACAUUAAUGGAGGAUAUGAUAUGAGUCCGGGUAGUACUCCGGCGAGCAAUGCCGGUUCGGAGUGUGGUGGCAUUGAGUUUACUAGAGAAGAUGUUGAAGCUUUGUUGAGAGAAAAGCCUAAAAGGAAGGACAAGUUUAAUCUCAAGGAAAAAUGUGAUCUCUUGACUGAGUACAUUAAAAGGCUUAAACUUUGCAUCAAGUGGUUUCAAGAGCUGGAAGCAAGUUAUGUGUUUGCGCAAGAUAAGUUACAGAAUAGGCUGGACAAGGCUGAGCUGAGAUGUUGUGAAACAGAAAACCUACUCAAAAACAAGGAAGAAGAAUUGAACUCAAUUAUACAGGAGCUCAGGAAGAAUUAUUCAUUUUUACAAGAUAAAUUUGAACAAGAAGAAUGUGAUAAAUUGUCUGCAAUGGAUUCUCUCACAAAAGAAAGACAGGCCAGGCUUGAUAUUGAGAGAUCACAGAAUACUCUAUCGGAAGAGCUUGGGAGAGCUCAGAGAGAGCUGUCAAGUGCUAAUCAAAAGAUAUCGUCCCUUAAUGACAUGUACAAGCGAUUGCAAGACUACAUUGCUAGUUUACAACAGUAUAAUAGUAAACUUCACACGGACCUAUCUACAGCCGAGGAUGACCUUAAGCGUAUAGAGAAAGAAAAGGCUGGAAUGGGGGAGAACCUGAGCAUGUUAAGGGGUCAACUUACUAUGUGCAAAACAUCGCAUGAUGAGGCAGUAAAGCAGAGAGAUGCUUUGGUCAAUGAAUCUGCAAGCCUUAAAAUGGAGUUGCAACAAGUUAGAGAUGAUCGUGACCGCUUGCUACUCCAAGUGCAGUCUUUAACAGCUGAAGUGAUCCAAUAUAAAGAGUCUACUGAGAAUUCUUGCUCUGAGUUGGAUAACCUAACAACAAAAACAAAUGAACUAGAGGAUAUAUGUGAUGCACAAAGUAAUGAAAUAAGGACAUUGAAGGAUCAACUAACAACUGCACUAGAAAGACUGCAGGUGUCUGACUUAUCUGCACUUGAGACGAGAUCAGAAUACGAAGAACAACAGAAACUUAUAGGUGACUUACAAAGUCGUUUGGCAGAUGCAGAAUUUAAAGUUAUUGAAGGGGAGAUGCUCCGAAAGAAGUUACAUAAUACCAUUUUGGAACUGAAAGGGAAUAUUCGUGUAUUCUGUAGAGUGCGACCUUUGUUGCCUGAUGAUAGUUCAUCUGAUGGGAAGGUUAUCUCUUAUCCGACGUCAAUGGAAGCUUUUGGACGCGGCAUUGAUUUAGUGCAAACUGGGCAGAAACAUUCUUUCUCAUUUGACAAAGUUUUUGUACCUGAUGCAUCACAAGAAGACGUCUUUGAAGAAAUUUCACAACUUGUACAAAGUGCUCUUGAUGGUUACAAGGUUUGCAUCUUUGCCUAUGGUCAAACAGGAUCAGGCAAAACAUAUACCAUGAUGGGUAAACCAGGACAGCCUGAUCUAAAAGGGCUGAUACCUCGUUCACUUGAACAAAUAUUUCAAACUAGACAAUCUCUUCUACUACAAGGUUGGAAAUAUGAAAUGCAGGUAUCCAUGUUGGAAAUAUAUAAUGAAACAAUUCGUGAUUUGCUAUCCACAAAUAGAUCAUCUAUAGAUAUUUCACGAACAGAAAAUGCUGUUGGUGGCAAGCAAUACACAAUCAAACAUGACGCAAAUGGAAACACACAUGUGUCUGAUCUGACAAUUGUGGAUGUUCGUAGUGCCAAAGAGGUCUCGUAUCUUUUAGACCGAGCUUCACAGAGCAGGUCUGUUGGUAAGACCCAAAUGAAUGAACAAUCAUCAAGAAGUCAUUUUGUUUUCACCCUUCGCAUAUCUGGUGUUAAUGAGAGCACUGAACAACAAGUACAAGGUGUGUUGAAUCUCAUUGAUCUUGCUGGUAGUGAGCGCCUUUCUAAGAGCGGGUCAACAGGAGAUCGUCUCAGAGAAACUCAAGCCAUCAAUAAAAGUUUGUCAUCCUUAAGUGAUGUCAUAUUUGCCUUGGCCAAGAAGGAGGAUCAUGUACCUUUUAGGAACUCAAAGCUUACAUAUCUUCUUCAGCCAUGUCUUGGAGGGGAUUCCAAGACUCUGAUGUUUGUAAACAUCUCUCCUGAUCCCUCCUCAUCGGGCGAGUCGCUUUGCUCGCUUCGCUUUGCUUCUCGAGUAAAUGCUUGUGAGAUUGGAGUUCCACGACGUCAAACCAACAUCCGGUCGCUAGAUUCUCGUUUGAGCUAUGGUUGAUAUUUGAUAGAUGAAUAAGAAUUUUACCUUAGAAAAUUAUAUAUAAUGCAAUCAAUGCUCUGUUUCGGUAUCACUAGUAUUAUAAUGUGAAAAUUUCAGAGUGAUUCUAACUUGUACAGUGAAGAAAAUACUAUGCCAUAUUAGCUAAAUUGGAAAAUUUGAUUCUCUAAGUGCUGAAAAUGUAGUAAGUCUAAAUUCAUCAGUGCCCUUACAAUGAUUGGUUUUUGUUAUUUAUGUUGAAUGGACUUGGUGCAUGUAUUUAUGGCUUAAUUGCAUUUGACUUUCACUUU